Molecule: messenger RNA, 6820 nt
Organism: Folsomia candida
Lineage: Eukaryota; Metazoa; Arthropoda; Collembola; Entomobryomorpha; Isotomidae
Exons: 9
Coding region: 678-5342 (1554 amino acids)
Biological process (GO): regulation of transcription by RNA polymerase II
Cellular component (GO): SAGA complex
Molecular function (GO): transcription coregulator activity
Source: RefSeq, a predicted model, not a curated record
GAGCUGCCCAGUUCGGAGUUUAUUCAAAUCAGACGUGUCCCUCUCGUCAUCAGCAUCACCUCUCCUCUGUAACAUAAUAAUAAUAACAAUAAUAGUAAUAACAAUUAACUUUAAUUGUUGUUGUCAAACUCGUGUUCUUCGUAAUAACUUUUUCUCUCUUGGUGUUGUUCAUUGUUGUUGUUGUUGUUUUGUAUUUUAUUUCCACACCCAUUUGAUAACGCGUAAAAGUAGACCACCAAUAAUUUGCAAAAUGUAGACUGACACACAAAAACGACAGAAAUUAAUAGAGUGAUCAAAUUCCAAGAUUUCAACAAGUACAAACAAACCAAGCGUAUAAUAGUUAGCUGUUUUAUUAAACUUAUGUUUUGUGGGUUGGUAAAAAAACGAGUUCAAUCAUCAGUUCAACUUGUACUAGAUUUCAUAUCAGUGUUUGGUUUUAAAUAAAUUGUUGACUGGUGAAUAUUCAAAGCAAAUAAAGGGUGGGGGUGUGACCUGUGUGGACGCACUGGUCAUCGGCUGGUGGCUCGGUCGGUGCAUAAUAAGGAUUGAUUGGACGCAGUAUCGAAGAGUAUUAUUUUAUACUCUUCAUUUAUUGACCCAAUUUAAUUCAAUGUGAGAGGAAAGCAAAAACAUGUGAUUGUGCAAAGGACAAGUUAAUUUAAAGGGUGGUUGACCAAAUGCAGAUUCUGUCCCACCCACUCACACCUUGUAUUUCUUCAGUGUUCGGUGCAGGAGAGAGCCCCCCGCUCCUUCAUCGCGUCGAAAUUGCGCACCAACUCUUCAGCCCGGUCUACAACAUCCUCUUAGACGACAACGAGGACGACGAAGGGGACAUUGAUAUUGAUAAUUACAGCAACAUGGAAGGAGAUCAUCACGGUGGUGGGAUCAUGGAGUCACUCGAGUUUGAUGAAAACGGCAUCCCGACUGUGUUCUAUCUCAACGUCGACAACUUGGACAAUCAUGUGAAUGGUAUAAAUGGAGCCUCCAAUAACGGGAUGGAUGAUGUCGGUGAGGACGACGAAGAAAUAAUGGGACUUUCUGAUAAUCAUCACAACGUCCACCUCGUCACAUCGGACGAUGAGCCCUUCACCCAUCACUAUUCUCUCCAAGAGGAUGGCACGAUCCAAUACCACCAUCACAACCAGAGCAACAGCAAUGGGAUAGAUUUUUCACGGUUCUCAGACAAUAUGUUGGACGAUGAUGACCCCCCUUCCGACGAAACUGAACAAAAUUUUGAGUUUGAAGAGAUCACGACGAUGCCAAUGUCAGAUUCUCAUUCCGGUGACUUGUCCAGUUUCCAAUUUCGUCUGGAACCGUCCUCCUCCAACUCCACGUCGCUCACAUUUCCAUUCACCGUUGUCACGAGUUCGUCCUCAUCGCCCUCACAAAGCCUGAAUAUUAUCAACGCUGAUUAUAAUAAUAGUAAUGGUAGAAACAAUGGCACUCUCGUCUUCCGACAGCAGCAGCAGCAGCCGAGACUGCAAUUUCAAUCAACCAAUUCAAUUUCUGGAGCACAAAAGCGCAAACUUUCGGCUCAAGAUCCACUCCUCACAACGACUACGACGACAUUAUCGGAUUCUGAUCAAGCUGAUCCCCACAUCCCCACGAUUAGUAAAAGACCAAAACUUGUGAUUAAUUUGUACGAGCCUGAACUAGGUUAUGAAUUUGGCUGUCUGCUAAAAGAUGACGUAACCUCUGUACAAAUGUCACACAUGAUCCCGUACGAAGAAGACUACCUCCUCCGCGCUCUGGACAGGGAGGAAAUCCCCUUCAAAGUACUUCACCACUUGAGCCCCUUCCUGAAAUGGAAGAGAGGACAUUUACUCGCCCAGAUCCGAGAUUAUAGAAGAUUUUCUUCCGGCCUUCGACCACAAAUGGCUGCUCAACCUAUUCAAAAACGAAAUUCAAUUUCAUCCCGAAAUAAUAAUAAUAAUUCUCUCGCCACGGCCGGCGCGUCACGUCGAAGUGCGCCCGUCAUUACGGAACUGACCCUUCGUCCCACGACACAAUCAAUUCUCUCCGAUUUUGAGGACAUUGUUGGCACUUGCGUGAAAAAAUGGAGGAGGAACAAAUCCACGCAGAGCGGGUCGGAAGAUGAGGAGCAGCAGGAUGAUACGGACGACGAGUUGGAGGACUCUGAUUAUGACAUUGACCUCAUUGAUGGUGGUGGUGGAGAUCCUGAAGACGACUGCAAUCAUCUCAGCUAUGAGCAAAGAUUAGAGCUGGAGAAGGAACUGAUCAAUAAGACUUCUGGUCCAUUGUGCCUCGAUCCAAGUCCAAAAGUUAAUCUCAUUCAGAAUAGAAUCCAGUUUGAGAGACUGAAAUGGCGCUGUCCCUCGCUUUUACCCAAGCAACCGCAAAAGUUGAUGCUUCCGUCGUCAUUUGUUGAUGACACCGAAUCUUCGUCCCCAUUCUUGUCAUUCGUACAAAAUAUGAAAGAGAAGAGUCUCAGCAACAAUAACAACAUGAACGGGAUAAGCAACCGAAAGGAGGACACCCUCACCAAAUUGCUCCCGGCUUGUUCCUAUCACCUCCCAUUCAUGGAGUAUCCUCUCCUCCAACCGCCCACGAGUAUGGAGGAAAUUAAUAAACUGGCCCCGAAACCGGAACCCUGCAUAAUUCGACCACUACCCAUUGACAACUUUGUGAAACGGAUUGAAGAGUAUACGCUGGAAACGGAGCGUCGAAAAAGACCGCACACAACGAAACUCAGUAUAUUUCAGAGGAAUGGAAUGGACGCGUACUUUGGGGAGUUGGAGAUGGAGUCGAUUCAAGAGGGCUUACCAACCACUUCAAAACCAGGUGGUGGCCCAGUUAAUAAGGACAACUCGCUAUCCACUACGUCAACGAAAUGUCAAUUCGAACUCGGCUCAAGUCAGUCUGUUGCACUCUACGUGAAACAGUUUUCCGACAUUUUCACCGAGGAUGGAAGACGCCCUUGUAAAAUUACGUAUCAAAAAGUUGGUCAUCCAAACCCUCAAGUUUUGUACACCAACUCGUACAAUAAAACCACCACUGCCCCAGCAAAUGGUACGAAUACUACUCCAACGUCCACGACUAUGGCGGCAAGUUCGUUCAUAACCACUCCUACCUCCACAACAACGACUACUCCAGUCUUAGUUGCCACUCCGCAGCCACAACAGCCACCUGUUCAAAUUGUUCAUCCCCAGCCUCGCACGAUACCCCCACAACAGCAAUCUGCAAUGGAUGGGGGGGCUUCUCCUUCUUCCACAAUGAUUUCCUCGUCCGGACAACAACUCACACAACAAAUUUUGACCCGACCCCCACAACAACAACAACAGCCACAACUCGUGCAGAUUCAGGGGAAACCUCUUGGUCCGACAAAUGUCCCCACGGCGUCAGCCUCCCACCAACAACUCCUCCAACAAAGACUGCUCCGACUCAAACAACAACAGCAGCAACAAGCUCAAGUCCAAGCGCAACAACAGCAGCAGCAACAACAACCACAAACUGUAUUGGCAAAACUGCUCCUUACAAAUACGACGACCCCGAUGACGACCGUUCCUCCAACUCGACCCAUCACAGUGGCUGUGCAACCACAACCGCAGAAAGUUAUGGCGUCACCGACCACAUCCACAGCGACGGCGGCGGAUCAAGUCAAUGCCUUAAAUAAUCAACAAAGUCAUGUUAGCUUAAACCUGAAUACGAUGAUGUUGGAUGGACUAUUGGGACACCAGCAGAUUGGUCAGAAUCCGCAAAUUAUUCGCAGUGGGAGUGUGGGUCAUCACCAGGCCGUCAAUAUCUUGCGGGUCAAUCAAAAUAAUCAGGUCGUGGUGUCGUCGUCACCAACACAACUGGUCACCUCCUCCUCGCAAUCUCCUGGAAUUACAGGGAUUCAACGGCACCUUCCCCAGCAGCAGCAGCAGUACACGGCGACAGCUACGUCGACCACUACAAAUCUGUCCUCACUCCUCCAACAACAACAUCACAACAACUCACAAGUCGGCCAACAACGCAUCCUCAUCAACAACGGGCAGCAACUGACCCUCUCAAACCAGCACCAUCUUCCUCAGUAUCAUCACCACACGUCGACGCCCUCUUCCUCUGCUGCGUCUGAUGGUCUAGACUCUUCUGACCUCUCCGUCCCUGAUCUGUCCUCCCUCCUCGCAUCCUCCGCAGCUCCAGGCACUACUCACCAUCACCACCAUAUCCUCUCCUCUCCCCCCACCCAACAUCAUCACCAUCAGGACACGCACAAUCUUAAUUUAAACCUUAAUCUGAACCUAAAUUCAGGGACUUUGGACUCGUCCUCCAUCAAUCCCCAACCUCCACCCUUUCUCGUCUUUAUUUCUCCGCUCCGCUCCGUCCCCGUCUCAAUCAACGCCACCACGACCACCACGGGCAACCGGCCACAACAACAAACUCCUUCACUUUUACAGCAGCAACUUAACGCUGGCCCACAACCUCUCAGUUUAGAUCACCACUCAGGACUGGUCACAUCUUCAUCCUCUUCCACCGGAAAUGAGCUGGACCAUCAUGUGACUGGGGGAAGUGGUGGUGGUGAAUUGUAUGCUACACUGGAUACUGGUAGUGGGGAUCAGGGUAGCAUCAUCAAGUUGGAACCCGACCUGCAUCGGAAUACGGUUAUGAUUGGGAACACUGCCUAUAGUCUCAAUGUGUCUUCAUCUUCAUCGUUGUCAUCUGGAGCGUCUUCCACGUCUGGGAGCGGUGGUGGUGGUGGUGAUAAACAGGACGUAAUUACACUCUCAAGUUUACUCGGAUCAUCCAACAAACCAUCUCAGCAGCAACCAAUCCAACUAACUUCCACCCCGACGGGACUAAUUCUUCCACAGCCGGGUGGCGGAGGAAUUGUGGUAUCGUCAUCAUCGUCUCUCUUGUCAUCAACACCACGACUCUCGGCACUUUUGGCUGGCACGCCGUCUGCUGACAGUGCGAAUAAUAGUAAUAUUGGGGGGCUAAUGAGUCCUGGGGCGGGGAAUCGGGGCGGUGGGUCGUCGUCUGGAAUCCCAUUGCUCAGCAGUGGAGCCGCCCAUCUCUCUCCGACCAAGGAAUCCAUCAGUUCCGCAUCCUCCCGAACUCUUUUGGACCGUUUAACCGCCUCUCUUUCCAGUCCGAAGCAUAAUUCUACUUCCGGUGUUCCAGUCUCGCCAUCGUCCACCUCCACGUCACCCUCUAUUCGCUCCGGACUCAAUCCAAUCGCUUCUGCCACACCAAACGUGGUUCUCGACCAUCCCGUUCUCGCCGCUACACUCACUGGGCAACAACAACAGCAGGCCUCGCCCAAACUCGUUUCCGCAUAUCGACAAAUAGCUCCAGCUCCACAAGCUGCAAAUUCCUCCUCCAGAGGCAAACUCCCAUAAAAAAGCUAUGAAACACCAUCUAUAAUAUGCAAUUAACCAAAAAAUAACUCUUAAAAGGAGAUCCAGAUUCACUGACUCUAUAUUUUUGGUGAUGGUUUGAUGCAGAUUCAGUGAAUUUGGACCGCCCUUUAAUCACCUACCUUAAUUAUUAAUUAUAGUUUUGAUGCUAUGUCUGGGCUGUGAAUCAAAGGAAUUGAAAAGUGUUCACUGAUAUUUAACUUGACCCGUGUAUUUAUUAUUUGAUACUUGAAUUACUGAUCCUUAUUGUGAUGUGUUAUUAUUUAUUAUACGCCCAGAAAAAAUGUGAUUGACUUAUUAAAUACUAUUACAUAUUCUUCGCCUCAUUGUUGUUACAUAAAUAUUUAAGAAGGACAAGAAGACAAAUUACAUUAUCGCCUUUGUUGUGGUGAGCGAACCAAAAAAAGACAAAAGCUCUGCAGAAUACUAAGACUAUUUAGUCAGUAUUCAAUUAAGUGUUACAAAUGUGUAAAAAAAACUGGGGAAAUCCUGUCAUUAUAUAAUUAUUUAACUAUUUAUUGUUAUUGUUAUGUAUUAAUUAAGUAGAUUGGAAAUGUGAUCCUUAACCAAUAACAACUCAAUAUACGUACGAGGUCGGAUCGUUUGUCGAGUCAAACUUAACGUAGGACUCGAUGACUCAUCGUCAAACUCUGCACAUUUUUAAUCAUUUCUCGGCUCUGGGAAUUUACUUGGAAAUUUUGGGCAAGAAAUUUGUAGGUUCUUACCAUUUUUUAAAGAAUAUACAAUACACUCCAGAGUUUAAGAGUUUUGAAGGAUGAAAUCCCAGGUCAAAUUGUAAAAAGCCUUCAGAAAAAUUGAAAUGAAACUCUCAUAAAAAAUACAGCCCAUUCUAUUAAUCAACUCACUGACCACAAUUUGUCAUCCAGAAUUUUAAAAUAAAUUCCCAGGGCUGAGAAAUGACGAAAAUAUGUUGAUUUUGACGAUUUUGGUGAUCCAAUCCUACGUUAACUGUAUGUAUAUAUACGACUACAAGUGAGUAUUAAGAUAAAUAAUUAUUGUACAAAUGUUCAUGAAGUAGAAAUUGAUUUGAUCUAAAAGUACUGAAACCUUCUAUGCACACUGUUUGUCAACCACUCAUCAUCUCUCUCCGCGAAGACGACGAGGAACGAAUGACCAUAAUAAUAAUUAUCUAAUGCCUUGUCCUCACAUGAAAAAAGUGCUUAAUAAUAAUAUAGUAGGCGACGAAUAAGACGCCGGUGAUGAUGGUGACGCAAAACUAUUUGAACCCUGUAUGCAAUAACCCUCUGAUGCAAUUAGUGAGUAUAAAUAUGUAUUUACGCGAAAUCACGGCGAAUACGAGUUGUUUAGAGUAGCAGGGAUGCGGAUUGAUUGUACAUGUAAAUUUGUGGAAUGCACAUUGUUAGACAGAUCAUCUCAUCAAUCUCCUACAAACGUUAAAUUUUGUUUUAUAAUGUAAAAAUAAAUAGAAUGGAAAUCUA